UUUUUUUUAUUUCUUGUUUUAUGAAUUUAUUUUUUCCUUUCUUUUUCUUUUCUUACUUUCUCCUUUUAUAAAUAAUGACAUUGACUAGUACUUCUUCUACUUUCAAAUUUUUUAAUUAUUUUCCUUUUCCUUCGAAAAACAAUAAUACAACUCGACAAAGAAGAAAUACAACAACGAUAAAAUCAUCUACUCAACAGCCAUCCAGUAAACCAGCUUGUAUUGCUAUUGUUGUUGGUAAAGAUGGUACUCCUGUCACUAAAUGCAUUGCCCCUGCUGUUCGACGGACUACUAGCAGACAUUGUUUAUCCAUGUCACCAACAGAUAAUCAUAGAAAUCAACGUCGAUUAUCUUCCUUUCUUUUACCAAAAUUCCGAUCUUGUCGUCAUACUUCAUAUUCAUCUAAAGUGGUUCCUUUCCAUAAUCGAUUUCAUCAGUUACCAUCCGAAUUAAUGAUUCAUAUUGUUACAUAUUUAGAUUUACCUAGUAUCAUCACUUUAUCUCAUACUUCCAAAUUUUGUUUACGAUUAUGUGGAAAAACCAAUAAUUAUUUAUGGCGUAAAUUAUAUCAAACACAUUAUCAUCCAUUACACAAACUUCCUCUUUCAUAUUAUGAUGCUUUCCGUGAUCAAUAUGAACUUGGUAAACGAUGGCAACAAGGAAAUGCUCGUAGUCAUUAUCUUACUGGUCAUGAUGAUAGUGUUUAUUGUUUGGUAUGGGUCAAUCAACAUCAAGUACUCAGUGGUAGUCGUGAUCGGUCUAUCAAACUGUGGGACGUAGAUCAACAUGAAUGCUUAAUGACACGACAACAUCAUCAAGGCAGUGUAUUAUGUUUAGCCAUCUCUUUAGAUCAAUCCUUUUUUGUUUCUGGAUCUUCUGAUGCUACUUUGGUUUGUUGGUCUUUACCUGAUAUGACACCAAGAAAACGAUUAGAAGGACAUUUGAAUGGGGUAUUGGAUGUAUGUUUAGUGGAUAGAUGGAUUGUCAGUUCAUCUCGUGAUACUACUGUACGUGUAUGGAAUAUAGAUGAUGGUCAAGCUGUUCAUCGUUUAACAGGUCAUAGUGGUCCUGUGAAUGCCUUGGAACAUGUUAAACAUACUCAUCAAGUGAUUUCUGCUUCUGGUGAUGCUACUUUAAAAUUAUGGGAUGUGUCUACUGCUCAAUGUCUACGUACUUUUGUUGGUCAUCAACGUGGUUUGGCUUGUGUACGUUAUGACCCUUUUAUUCAAUGUAUCAUCAGUGGGGGGCAGGAUGGUAAAAUCAAGAUUUGGGAUAUCAAGUCCGCGGAUUGUUUACAAACCAUGGCUGGCCAUGCUGAUUUGAUUCGUACUGUGGAUUGUUUUCAGGGCAACGUGGUGAGUGGUAGUUAUGAUCGUACUUUAAGAGUUUGGAAUGCUUCUACUGGUGCUUGUUUACUUAGUUUUCAUAGUGGUCAUUCAAGUUGGAUUUUUAAUGUUUUAAUUAACAGUACAAAGAUCAUUAGUGCUGGGCAAGAUAAAAAAAUCAUGAUAUUGGAUUUUGGUUAUGAUUUGAAAAGCUUAUAAUAUUUAAUGUUAAUCCCUUAUUACAUAUACCGACAUUAUACAUAUUUAUUACAUAUAUAAACUUUAUAUUAUACCGUUUUAUCAACAAAAAAACAGUGAACCAAAAAUGGUUGAAAUUUUCAUGCAUUUUCAAACUCAUUAAUAUUUUCACCGCCGAUUCAUUUUUAACCAAUAAGAAAUGUUCAUAUGACGUACUUUUUUUUCUUAUGAGAUAAAAAUAAAAUUAU
Molecule: messenger RNA, 1768 nt
Organism: Halteromyces radiatus
Lineage: Eukaryota; Fungi; Mucoromycota; Mucoromycetes; Mucorales; Cunninghamellaceae
Product: WD40-repeat-containing domain protein
Exons: 4
Coding region: 75-1541 (488 amino acids)
Biological process (GO): ubiquitin recycling; proteasome-mediated ubiquitin-dependent protein catabolic process
Cellular component (GO): nucleus; cytoplasm
Molecular function (GO): ubiquitin binding
Source: RefSeq, a predicted model, not a curated record